Molecule: messenger RNA, 2511 nt
Organism: Aptenodytes forsteri (emperor penguin)
Lineage: Eukaryota; Metazoa; Chordata; Aves; Sphenisciformes; Spheniscidae
Gene: TRAFD1
Product: TRAF-type zinc finger domain containing 1
Exons: 11
Coding region: 24-1718 (564 amino acids)
Source: RefSeq, a predicted model, not a curated record
UCUUUCAGCCCCCGGACAAAAACAUGGCUAUAGCUGCAGUUACCGAGGCGGAAACCCGGCUGUGUGGCAACUGCAAAAAGGAUAUUCCUGUUGCUAAUUUCAUCAUGCAUGAAAUCCACUGUAGCAGAAAUAUUGAAGUAUGCCGCUACUGCAGUGAAUUAAUCCCAAAGUCUGAAAUGAAGAACCAUAUUGAGUCUGAACACGUGCAGGUUACCUGCAAGUGUAGGAUGAAGAUAGAAAAAUGUCUCUUGAAGGAUCAUGAGGCGUCAGCGUGCCCUCUGCGUCCUGCUGUCUGCCAGUACUGUGACAUACAGCUCACUUUCAACAAGCUCCAGGACCAUGAAAUUUACUGCGGAGCUCGGACUGAGAGAUGUGGUGGGUGUGGUCAUAACGUCAUGGUGAAAGAUCUAAAAGAGCAUCCUCGAGUCUGUGGGCAAGAGGCGAAACAAGUAAGAGGAAGCAGAACAGUGCCUCGCUUCGAGGAUGAGGAUGCAGAUUUGCGUGCCCUUCGAGACAUUAGAAACCGACUAAGAUCAGAGGAUGAACUGGAGCAGCUGGAGAGAAAUGAAAACACUCAUUCUUCACUUUAUGAAGAGUGGGACGCCGAUUUAGACUACGUGUUGGCUCUCAGCCUACAAAAUGAGAAUAAUCCUCACAAUAAUACUGCAGCUGAAAUUCCCAGUGACUUCUGGGAAAACUACUACACCAAAGAGUCUGUGCCAUCGGCCUGUCUUAAUGAAACAGACAAGUCAAAUAUCUUCUCCUGUGACUCUUUAGUGUCAAACCACAUAAAAAACGACGAGAUCAUCAUGUUGCCCUGUGAAUUUUGUGAGGAGCUUUACCCUGCCGAAGAUCUGAUUCUUCAUCAGACAGGUUGUAACCCAGCAAGUGCCUUUGCCUCCUUCAGUAAAAGAAGGUCUUCUCCAAAUACACGAGAAUAUGAUGGUCUGCGUGCUGCUGGGCCCAAAAGCUGUAGGUCUCUCUCUUCAUCCCAGCCCCAAGCUGUCCAGGCAGAAGGAAACAUUAUGAUUCCAUGUGAAUUUUGUGGCAUCCAACUGGAAGAGGAGACACUCUUUCAUCACCAGCACCGUUGUGAUCUGCGCCCGGCCAGCCCAGCAGCCAGCCUGCCAUCUCAGCAGCUGCUGUCUCCUCAAGCCAACAGAGAGAGAAGAGAAUCACCAGAGCUGGCUCGGAGACGAAUCAGGCAUCAAGGAGAUGUUUCUCCUCAGUGCAUAGGCGGCUUUGGGCAGCAGAGGCUCAGCUAUCCUGCACAAGGGACCAAGUCACUGAGUAAUACGGCAAAUGCCGGGAGCGCACCGUUGUCCUCUUCAGCGAGAGCUAGCGAUGCUCCCGACUCGAGAGGGAAGCCCAGGAAGGUGGCUGGCAGUGAGGGAAGACCGAAGAACAGAGGCGUGAGUGAAUCUGCAGGUGGGACAAGGCCCCGUGCGAGACCUACUCAGAACUUUCAUUCAGAAGCCUUCACAUCCAGCUUCUCGAGAACUUCUCCAACCCAACCAAGCACCAGCAAUGGAGGAGGAAGGAGCCUCGGGAUGUCGGAUGGUCCAGCCAGCUUCAGGCGCAGGAACACAAAGGUAAGGCAGCCAGCGCAGCAUCUGGUCAGCCAGAGGAGGAGUAAUCCACCACCUGGGAAAAACACGUUUAGCACUCUACGCACCAUCGCUAUGCGCUCUAGUUCUUGUUCAUCUGAGCGCAAGUAAAUUCCUAUAUUGCCAUGUCAUUGAAGACUUUCUAUGAAUUUACAUUUUUAUAGGCAGUGAUCACUUUAUAUAUAUAUUUUUUUUUUUUUUAAAUUUGUGAGAGCAUACUACGGGUUCUUACUUCUGUGAUCUAUACUAGCAACAUCCCAAGACAGCAAAUACACUUCUGCCUUGGGAACCGCCUGGGUUAUGUUUCCGUACUGGCUCUGACACCCCGUGAAGGAGAUGUUUUGACAUCCUGAUCUUCAAGCAUGUGCCCUGCUGCUCUUGUGCGAGUUAGUUAUUCUGCAGACAGCUACAGCAGAUGAAAAACAAAAGCAAGCUGUCAGCCAGGACGAUGCGGGGGAAGAGGUGGGCCUAGGAGCUUACCCGAGUCCUUUGGAGGACAGGCUCCGAGGCUGGCACGCUGGAGAACACCCGACGCUGCAAGGGCGGUUGGUCUGGGCAGUUCCGAACUGAACUCCGUUGCAUCGAGUGGUUUGGCUCAACGUGUCCUCUGCUGAAGGGAGGGGUAACGGGGCGUCGCUGGAGACCUUGCAGCUGAGCCUGUUCCUACAGCUUAACAGCGCGGCUCACCGGCUCUGUGGCUCAGCCAGGCGAAGCCGUGCGCGCCUCGGGAUGGAGGGGUCUGCGCCUCCAGCUGCACGUCCUCGGCUGUUACCAGACAUGCCCAGGACACGGAGAGUGUCAGUGGAGAAGCUCUGAGCCCACGGCUGUGUUGUAAAACGCUUUUUAAUGCUGUAUUAGUCCAUGCUUUUUAAAUUCCUUCUAAUAAAAUUUAUCUAAUGAUGUC